Messenger RNA from Physcomitrium patens, 1930 nucleotides. Its product is annotated as GDSL esterase/lipase LIP-4. The record is from RefSeq and is a predicted model, not a curated record. NCBI's taxonomy places the organism in Eukaryota, Viridiplantae, Streptophyta, Bryopsida, Funariales, Funariaceae. Gene Ontology annotation, molecular function: hydrolase activity, acting on ester bonds.
UGCAUUGCGUUGGAGCGGAGGAUAGAGGAGUGAAUUUGCAAAGGUUUGGGGACCUCGGUCGCUGCGCCAGCUCAAUGACGAUCCAACCGAGGACCCCGUGUGGAGUGCGGUGCAUAGCGGUCGCGUUGUUGCUGGGUUUGUUGUGCUGCUUCAACGUUGAGGCUGUGGCCGCCGUGUCGGAUGCCGAGGCGAGUGAGUUUACGUGCUACCCGGGCGUGUUCAUGUUCGGGGACUCGAGGUCUGACGUGGGAGAAGUUCAAGCUUCCCAGCCCUUCAUUAUCCCCUCUGCGUUUCCUCCCUAUGGUUCGUCGUACUUUGGUCGGCCAGUCACACGGUUCUCCGACGGCAGACUACCCAUCGACUUUCUUGCUCAGGCGUUCAACAUCCCAUUUCUGAGCGCUUAUCUGCAAGGCAUAAAUUCCGACUUCAGGAAAGGUAUCAACUUCGCUGCAUCCUGUGGCAAUGCUCGGCCAGUGCAGUACAAGGGCGUGAUAUUCCACUUGCAGGCUCAGGUGCAACAGUACAAAUGGGCCAAACAUCUUGCAUCUGAUGCCGGAGCCAUUGGAGAUGGCACGAUUUCGAAGGGCCCAGUGGCAAGUUCAUUCGAUCAAGGGUUACAUAUCAUCAACAUAGGCGAGAACGAUUACAGAAAGGGGUACUUUAACAACUUGUCCUAUGAGGAAGUGGCGAAGAGUAUACCCGACGUUGUUGGUAAUAUCACCUUGGCGCUAGAAAAUCUAUACGAAAGCGGUGCAAGGAAAUUCCUCGUGUUCAAUAUACCCUCAGAAGGCUGCAAGCCUUUCCUAUUGGCCCAAUUUCCAGGCUCGUCUCCAGGGGACUACGAUCGGCUGGGCUGCCUGAGAGCAAUGAACAACAUAACCCAACAGCACAACGCCAGGCUGAAAUCCGCCGUCGAUGAUAUCAGAGGGAAGCAUCCCGAUGCACUGUUCAUGUUGGCUGAUGACUACGGGUUUAAUCUUGAUCUGAUCGAAAACCCGGAGAAAUAUGGGUUCAAAUAUACUAUUCAGGCGUGCUGCGGAGUUCGUCCGACCCCUUACAACUACGAUCCCGCCAGGAGUUGCGGGCACCCGGACGCAACUGUGUGCUCCCAUCCUUCGGAGUACAUCAGCUGGGACGGCACCCACCCCACCGAACACCAAAACCGUCUGCAAGCGCUUGCCUUUCUGAGUGGGAGAUUCAUCGAUCCUCCUGGUGCUCUCGCCGGUCACUGCAAGCCGAAUUUCACUGACUUUAAAGAGCAGAUCCCCGUAGCCGAUCAGAGAUGAUUCCAAUGUGGUAGCCAAGUGCGCAUGCGUGUGGACAGAGCUUGCCAUGUACUUGGGCUGCGACUUCUUUGUCUUUUCGUCCGCGGAGUCGGUCAGCCGUUCUUAUUGUAUCCAUCGUUUUGUGACGCGUCACCGCUAUUCUUCGCUGAUCUUGGACGUUGUGUACCACUCUUGUCUCGAUGUUAGUGCACGCCAUGCAUCAGCCACAACUGAAUGAUGCGCCUUGCAAUUGCCGCAGGGGAGUGUUCCUCUUCAAUCAGUGCUGCAUGGUUUUUAGGCUGGUGCUUCUGUCCAUUGCCGGGUGAAGCUUUUCCUAAUCUAGGCUGAUUUAUUGUAACCUUAUUAUAAAUUUAGAAAUGGGACAUUAGAAAACAGAAAGUCGAUGAAAUCACGAGUACCAAAAGAGUUCGGAUGUGGAAAUGUGGAAUAUGUCAUAAGGUUGAUAUCCAAAGAUCCAUCACUUUGAACAUCCAAAGAUUUUCAAAGUGAGAACAAUGAAUGAUAGAAUUGUAAGAUGUGUGUUGAGAUCAUUAAAUGGAGCUGGCGCUUUCCAUAAUAUUUACUGUAGACUACAUUAAAUACCAUAGCUACAAUAUUUGGAGUCUAGCGGAGAAGCAUUGUUCAUCGUGUUCUCUUUUUUGUUC